CUCAUAGGUUCUCCUUUUCUUUUCUUUUCUUUUUUUACUAUUUAUUUAUUCCUCAAUAAAUCAUUUUUCCCGCAAAGUCACCUUUCCCGCCGUCCCCUCCUGAAACCCAGAGAUCCCAUUUCUUUCCCUCCACCCCAUCUCCGCCGGCAUCCCCACAGCCGCUCAAAUCUCUCUCUCUCUCUUUGCUUCCAAUCCAUUUCCCUCCCUUCCCAAUCAACAAUCGAUCAGCUUCCCCACAUCCUCCAGCCUGCCUUGUAAUCAACAAUCAAUCAUCGCCUUUUCCGGUUCAUCCGAAACCCUAAACCCAGUUUCUCCGGCGGACGGACUUCCGGCCAAUCCCAUUGUAAAGCUCCUCUCUUUUCCCCCUCCGCCGUAUUGGGCUGGCGAUUCCAACUGGAAAUUCAUCUUCGCCGGUCCUCAAAUUUUUGCUAAAUGGAAAAUGAAGCAACCGCUGCCCUGAUCGUGAUACCCAAGCUUGAGAAGCUAUCGGAUGCUGCAGAAGAAGGAAGGGAAGGGGAAGGGGAAAGGAUCGAAUUGAAGAGCUUGAGAUUAUGUUUAAAGUUUCUAUGCGUGGAGGAUCAAUCCAAGCUCUGGACGUCGUGCCUGUCGUGGUCGGUGUUCUUCCUUCUCACCGUUGUCAACCCGAUCGUCUCCCACUUUCUGCUUUUGUGCGCUGAUUGUGAUCAAGAGCACCAGCGACCAUACGACUCCGUGGUGCAGCUGUCUCUGUCUCUUUGUGCUAUCAUUUCUUUCCUCUGCCUGUCUUAUUGGUCACGCAAGUAUGGGUUCAGGAAGUUUCUGUUUCUGGACAAGUUGGAUGAUGAGAGCCCCCGGAUUCGUCGAGGAUACCAGCAGGAGCUCAAGAGAUCAAUGGGGCUUCUGUGCACAUUUGUGCUGCCCUGUUUUGCGGUUGAGAGUGCAUACAGAAUAUGGUGGUAUGUUACUGGAGCCUUCGAGAUACCCUAUGUGGAGAACAUGUACUUGAGCGACACAAUCAUCUGCAUAUUGCAGCUGGCCUCCUGGGUUUACCGCAUCUCGAUUUUCAUCCUGGUCUGCAUUCUAUACCGGCUCAUUUGCCAUCUCCAGAUACUCAGACUGGAGGAGUUCGCGGACUUCUUUCAGACUGAGAGCGAGGUUGGUUCGAUUUUGAAAGAGCAUCUCAGGAUCAGAAGGAACCUAAGGAUUAUAAGCCAUCGGUUCAGAAGGUUCAUUCUCUCGUCUCUGCUCCUGGUCACCGCUAGUCAGCUGAUGUCAUUGUUCGUCACUACUCGGUCAUCUACUACUAACAACAUCUAUGAGGCUGGAGAACUCACGCUCUGCUCUAUUAAUCUGGUGAUAGGGCUAUUCAUAUGCUUGCGAAGUGCAACGAAGAUCACCCACAGAGCACAGGCCAUUACAAGCCUUGCUGCCAAGUGGCACGUCUGCGCAACUAUCAACUCAUCGUACGAUCCAAACAUCGCGGAUGGCGACACUCCAACAAGCCAUCAGGUAUCUGAUCCCGGCUGUGGUCAGGUGCACCCCAUCAAUAUUGGGUGGGUGUUGGAUGAAGAUGGGGAUGAUAAAGAAGAAGAUGACGAUGAUGAGAACUCCAAUAUCUCCAACAUGGUGCCGAUUUUCGCACAUACAAUCUCUUUUCAAAAGAGACAAGCUCUAGUGACGUAUCUAGAGAACAACAAGGCAGGAAUGACGGUGUUUGGGUUCAUGAUGGAUAGGACGUGGCUUCACACCAUAUUUGGAGUUGAAUUAGCCCUCCUCCUAUGGUUGCUUAAUAAGACAAUAGGCCGAGAAGAGGCCGCCCCAGACGUCGGAGCUGCCGCCGACGCGAGGCGCGUUCAUCCGGCGUACCCGAUGACUGCGCCUAUGCCGAAAGCGCCGCCGAUGUCGUCGAGGAUGUUGUCCGGGCAGGCUCCCUGGAUGUUCUCCGGCGUACCCGAUGACUGCGCCUAUGUCGAAAGCAGUCGCCGCCGUUCGACAGCCCCAUCCUGCACCCGAACACUUCCAGCGCUGCGCCGGCGGCGGCGAAGAUAA
Messenger RNA from Linum tenue, 2028 nucleotides. Lineage: Eukaryota; Viridiplantae; Streptophyta; Magnoliopsida; Malpighiales; Linaceae. The record is from the annotation of a GenBank genome assembly.